GGUCACGACUCUUAUCUUUUUCUUCGUUCGCAGGUCUAGUGACUAUUCACAGCGUCGCAAUUUAGACUAUCGAUACUGUCGACAUCUUACAAUAACGGUUAUGCUUGAGAGCAAGCCAGGCAUGAUGCUCUUCUUUCCUCCCAUCCUUCAAUCGAUCAAGCAUCAUUUCCUUGCAACUUCAAAUGAUGAAGCUUCAUUUUCCUCCAAACGAUGCCCUCUGUCCAAGCCUUCCAUGCGUAUUGACAACGCGGUGCUCCUCUAUCUGUUCCAGCCCAUGGCAUCUUUCAUCUUCUCUACUUCCUUCAUCAGAUAUCGCCACUGUGCGCAGUUUCCAUCCCUAGCAAAUAUCCUUGCUGCCUCCUCGACCAAGUUUUCCAAUUCGGAAAGGGGGCUGGACUCGAACCUACUAUAGAACGAUGAGAAGAAAAUUACAUCUGUGAUUCAGAAGAUUCAAACCACUUUACCUGUACCUGUGUAUUGCAAUCACAUGUUCUUUGCAAAUUUAAUAACCAAUGAUCGAUACAUUCUACCAGCCUGCUUCCCAAAAUUAUUGUAAAGUAACCCAAAGAAGUUCAGGAUUAUUCGCAUCCAACCAAUCCUUGUUUAACACCAGUGCUCGAAUUCCUUCCCUUCACCCUCAGCACACCAUCUGCAUCUUCUCUCCCUUCCUUUGCCUUUAUCUGAUUCCAAUCCCAUAGUCUUUCUUAGUGCAACUAUUUCCUUCCAGACUAUGUCGAGAUCUGUUGUCGUCUUGAUAUAUUGACCGUGGUAUGAGUUGCUUCUAUCAACGUCGAUGGGAGGUAUACCAUCUCGGGCUUUGAUUUCAUCCCAUCGUUUGUAUAGGACAAUCAGGGCUGCCAGCGGAGACUCGUCGGGUUUCAAUUCGGAUGGCUUUUCUUCCAUUCCUGUUGCCUUCUUGAAUUUUCCGUAUAAUAUCUUCAAGGUUUUCUGAAAUGGUAGCCUCAAAGUUUGCGGGAUCUUAAUGAACGUUGUGUUUUGUUGGAUCUAUUGUGGCAUUUUGGGUAGAUGACUGAACAGGUUACAUUUUAUGGUGUCCCGAAAGGAGUUACCUUACAAUGAUUCACCUGUCGUACUAAAUGGUAUCGGACUCUCUUGCUAUGUUCCUCAUGCUGAAGAAAUACGGCAGUACUGAUGAAGCGAUACAAUGAAUUUCGGGAUAUGUAAACUAAUGGGCUUGUUGGAGAGACUUUAGUACUGUUUGUUUCAAUGGCAUUCCGAAUGAUUCUUUAACCCCAAAAUCCACAAUGUUGAGAUUGGAUAAAAUCCCUUCCCUCUGGGUCAGCAUCACAAACAACUACUUGAGAUUCGACAUGAUAUUCAAAGGUCACGCGGUAUUUGGGGGGUGAAUAAGUCCUGCGUCUUGUCUUAUAUUGCCAAAUUCAAAUUACAGUACCUUUAGUACUUUAUUAUUUUAACAGCUAUAUUGAUUCUGUUAGGCAUGAGCAUAUCAUUUUUAAUCUCGAGAUCAGCAAUAUCCUCUGGGUGUACUCUUCGCGCAGGGACAAUUCUAAGGAUCCAGUUCACCUCAACAGGAUAAUUCAUUGCUGCUGGCAAGUAAAGUCACUACAUGCUUUUCGAUCAUUUUUCGUGUUCCUUAGUGGCCUCAGAGUAUAACAGUCUGCACCGUAACACCUCCCAGUCUUUUAGCUAGGUAUAAACCUAUGCUUCUUCCUGUCAAUCUACUUAUCUCAGUCAAUUUUAUACCGUAGGCAGCGCA
This is a messenger RNA of Botrytis cinerea B05.10, 1738 nucleotides long. RefSeq lists its product as hypothetical. The transcript has 4 exons. The record is from RefSeq and is a predicted model, not a curated record. NCBI's taxonomy places the organism in Eukaryota, Fungi, Ascomycota, Leotiomycetes, Helotiales, Sclerotiniaceae. The coding region runs from base 101 to 412 and encodes 103 amino acids.